Molecule: messenger RNA, 1971 nt
Organism: Candida tropicalis MYA-3404
Lineage: Eukaryota; Fungi; Ascomycota; Pichiomycetes; Serinales; Debaryomycetaceae
Gene: BMT7
Product: Bmt7p
Exons: 1
Coding region: 1-1971 (656 amino acids)
Molecular function (GO): mannosyltransferase activity
Source: RefSeq, a predicted model, not a curated record
AUGAUUGAACGAAUAAAGGUCAUGGUACUAAAACUAAGCGAAAGAUGGUUAUCUUGGUUAAGAAAAUUAAAAACCACAAAGGUGAGUUUAAGUGUUUUUAUUUCAGUUGUUUUUUUAAUGAUUUUAUCAUUUGUAAUUGGAGUUACUUAUUACUUGAAUGAUUUAGAUCGAUUGGAAGUGAUUACAACUAUGUACAAACCACAAAGUAAUGAUAUGAAAAUAUCAGGUGAAAUGACUGUAAAAUAUAUGAAAAAGUUACUUAGAAUUAAUAAAUAUAAUAUAUUUGAAAGUUUCCCACUUUCAAGUAAAUAUCUUGAUGAAAUUAAGAUUAACAGUCUGCCAAUGAAGUUACAAACGUUUGGUGAUUUUUAUGCUACCAAAUCGGUAUGCAAUGAUUUGAAGGCUGAAAAAGAUAUUUACGUUUCCAAUGAAAAACACGUCACCUUUGACUUACUGGUAUUUUUAAGAAAACUUCACUCGAUACAAUCAUAUUCUGAGUUGAUAAAACUGGCACAGAAACAUUUUGACCCAUUCUUGGAAGAAAAGACUUGGAAUGAUUUGGAUUCAACAAGUGAUUCGAAAAUACUAUCUGGUAAUGGAGAAGAAAAGAAAUGGUUACGAUUUGGUGGUUCAUCAGUUUGGUUACCAGAAUAUAAUAUUCAUUAUAUGGUUAGUAGGGUAUUGUAUUCACCAAGUGAAAUACCAAAUCAGUCAUUUGCUAGUUUCUUGUAUAUCCAGAUAUUUGAUUCGAAUUGGAACGAAUUACCUGAUGGGACUACUUUAGAAUUUCCAUUUGAAGAAGUUGUCCCAAUAGACACAUCCAGAAUUCAAGGAUUAUUUCAUGGAACAAGAAUUGAAAGAUUUUUAAAUUUCAAGAAAACAAGUUUCCCAUAUGUCUUGCCAAUUCCUUUUGAUUAUGAAUUAGAACCAUACUCCAACAGGUAUUAUUUUGGUCCAGAAGAUCCUCGAGUGUCAAUCCGUCGUAACUCGUUAGGUUUCAUUGAACCAAUAAUUGUAUUCAACAUGAAAACUUUCAACUUAACUAAAAGAGUUAUGCAUUUAUAUCUACCAUUUUCAGAUGAUUUGAAAAUUUUGAAAAAAAGAAAAAUGAAGUUUGCCCAUAUUGAAAAAAAUUGGAUACCGUUAAUGGGGAAUUUAUCAGAAUCUCAGAAUACAAUGAAAUUUGUUUAUUCAUUUGAACCAUUAGAAGUUUUAGAAUGUAGUAUCUAUUCAGGGUUUUGUAGUAUAUUACAAAAAUCCGAAAAAGAAGAUUAUAAUUAUUUUGGAGAUUUAAGAGGUGGUACCCAAUUGAUCCAAUUGCCAAUAUUUUCAUCUCAACUAAUUCCUGAUUCUUUGUCUUCUAUAUUUAAACUUCCUGAAAACCGAAAAGUCUAUGUGGGAUGGGCAAGAACACAUUUAAAUGAUUGUGGAUGUGGUGAUUCAAUGUAUCGACCCAAUUUCAUUCUUCUAAUUGAAGAUUAUACUAUUGUCGACAAGAAGUACUCCUAUAGAAUAAGUGACAUUUCUGGGUAUUUUGAUUUUAAUGCCGAAAUAGUACCAUGGUAUCCAGAUGAAACCAAAGGUAUAGUUCCUGGUAUUUCAGGAGAAUGUCUGGGUAGAAAUGUUCUAACCCCGAAUUCGAUAGCAUAUUGGGAAAUAGAAUCGGUAACCCAGAAUGACAAAAAAUACACCAAACAAGAUUUGAAAUAUAAUAAAUUCGAAGGAAAUAGAAACAGUUUUCAGUUUGUUGAUCGUAUGGGUGUAACAUUAUCAUCAGGGGAUAGAGAUGUUAGAAUAGUUCAUGUUAAAGGAUUAUUAGAUUAUAUUUUAAAACUACCAAGUUUAUUUGAUACAAAUGUCACAUCUACACUGGUAGAUAAUGUCAACCUUACCAAUGUUCAAUGUGCUAAAUUAGAAAGUGAGAAAUAUUGCCGCAUUUAUGCCAUAGAUCAUGAUGCGGUUAUUCUAUAG